Messenger RNA from Vicia villosa (hairy vetch), 1167 nucleotides. Its product is annotated as F-box protein SKIP23-like. The transcript has a single exon. Lineage: Eukaryota; Viridiplantae; Streptophyta; Magnoliopsida; Fabales; Fabaceae. The record is from RefSeq and is a predicted model, not a curated record. Bases 1 to 1167 code for a protein of 388 amino acids.
AUGGAGAUAGUAGAUUGGGGAAAUUUAGAAGCACUUCCAUUGAGUUUGAUUUUCGACAAAUUGGUAGAAAGUAUAGAUCACAUUUAUUUCAGUUUGGUGUGCAAGAAUUGGUAUUCUACUGCAAAGUUUAAUCAUCAAAAUCGUCAAAUUAAAAACAAUGUAUUGCCAAUGUUAAUGAUUCCAACAAGGAGCAAAUGUAGAACAAAGAGAUGUUUAUAUGGUAUCUCAUCAAAAACAGUUUAUCCCUUUCAAUUACAUGUUCCUUAUAACAAGAGGCUCUGUGGUUCAAGUCAUGGUUGGAUAGCAAGGUUAGAUUGUAUUUCUAAACUUAAUGUUAUAACCCUACUAAAUCCAUUCAAAAAGCUAGUUUCCAUCCCUCUACCACCCAUUGAUAUGCCAUAUGAAUAUAUGAACAUUAUAAGCUAUGAAUGUAAUGUUCAUAAAGUUGUUUUAUCUUCCAAUCCUACAUUUACGCCCCAUGAUUAUAUUGUUGUGGCAAUUUAUACUUCACGUAAUUGCCUUGCUUUUAUAAAAGCCGGACAAAAGGUAUGGACUUACAUUGACCACGACUAUUUUUGCUUCAGCGAUGUUAUAUUUUAUAAAGGACUAGUUUAUGCUGUGGGACGAUGGAAUCAAAUAGUCUCUUUUGAUGUUUGUAACUCAAAGGGUUCUUUAAAAUGCGAGUAUGUUAUUCCCAAUGUUGUUUCAUCGUGGGGGGAUAAUUAUGCUCAUCGCUCAUAUCUUGUGGAAUCAUUGGAGGGAGACUUGUGGCUGGUAAGAAAAUUUAUUAGUUAUCCUGAAGAUGACAACUUACCUAGUAGUGGUGCAAAAAAGUUUGAAGUGUAUAAGUUGGAAUUGGAUUUUCAAAGUGCUAAACUCAUACAAAUGUUAAAACUUGAUACUUUAGGAGAUAAUGUUUUAUUUGUGGGGGAUAGUGAAUCUAUAUCUUUGUCGGCUUCUUAUUUUGCUAAUUAUCUACAAAAAGAUUCAAUUUACUACACAGAUGAUUUUUACGAUGAUACACCACGUCCUUACCCUGCUGGACCAUUAGAUAUGAAAAUCUACAAUGUAAGAGAUGGAAGUUUUAGUCAACAUUGCCCUUACAAACCUUGGUUCAGACGGACGCCGCCUGCAUUGUGGGUUUUUCCACCGUUUCAGAGAGAUUGA